Messenger RNA from Pristis pectinata (smalltooth sawfish), 5580 nucleotides. Its product is annotated as chloride intracellular channel protein 5-like. The record is from RefSeq and is a predicted model, not a curated record. The transcript is spliced from 6 exons. Lineage: Eukaryota; Metazoa; Chordata; Chondrichthyes; Rhinopristiformes; Pristidae. Bases 261 to 1349 code for a protein of 362 amino acids.
CCUAGCUAUACUUGGGGGCGGGAAACUGUAAUCUGCACAGUUACACUGGAGUUGUUCUGGCCUUAUUCCAAUCACACUCCUAGGGUGUAAGUGCACUAGGAGCUGGAGCACGGGUUAUCUCCUCGCUGUAGCGCCGAGCCCUUGACCAGUAGCCGGAGGACCCAGAGCUAGCCGCGCUCGACGGCGCCAUUUGUUGCUCGUUCACCUGAGCGACGCCACUUCUUGAGGAAGAUCACUGAAUCACACACACACACCUGAGCAUGGAGAACGGUUUGGAUGAGAAUAUCUACAAAAACCCCGAUGCGGAGAUGAAGCUGGAGGUCAAUCACGAGACCUCGCUGCAGGUGGUCGGCGGGGAGCAAGUCGCUGAAUACGAUGAGGUCGCCCGCUCCCCUUCCCCGAGCCGUUCCUCCCCUUCCUCCUCCUCCUCCUCAGUGGCUUCCAACGUCGAGAGCGCGGAACUGGACGAUCACCACUACGGCUCGGGGCAGGACGCUGACCAAGAGGAGGUGUUCGACAGCAAGGACGAGGUGGACGAGUGGCAGAGCCACAGCCCCAGCCCCCAUAGCUUGCACCUCAACGGCAGCCCCAGGCCGGGCCCGGGCGGCGAUGACCAACAGCCGCAGCAGAAUUUCGACAUCUCCCUCUAUGUCAGGGCUGGCAUUGAUGGAGAGAGUAUCGGUAAUUGCCCCUUUUCCCAGCGCCUCUUUAUGAUUCUGUGGCUGAAAGGUGUUGUGUUCAAUGUCACAACAGUUGACCUGAAGAGAAAACCAGCUGAUCUACAUAACCUAGCUCCUGGUACUCACCCUCCAUUCCUGACCUUUAAUGGAGAGGUCAAGACGGAUGUCAACAAAAUUGAAGAAUUCUUGGAGGAGACUUUGUGUCCACCAAGGUAUCCCAAGCUUGCAGCAAAGCAACAUGAUUCGAAUACUGCUGGAAUUGACAUCUUUGCAAAGUUUUCAGCAUACAUUAAAAACACAAGGGUUAAUGCUAAUGAAGGUCUUGCAAGAAAUCUGAUCAAAGCCCUGAAGGUGCUGGAUGAAUAUUUGAAUUCUCCAUUGCCUGAUGAGAUUGAUGCUGACAGUGUUGAUGAUGUAACUGUGUCUCAUCGCAAGUUCCUUGAUGGUGAUGAGUUAACAUUGGCUGAUUGCAAUCUUCUACCCAAGCUGCAUAUCAUGAAGGUUGUGGCAAAGAAAUAUCGGGACUUUGAGAUCCCAACAGAAAUGACUGGAGUCUGGCGAUACCUGAACAAUGCCUAUGCACGGGAUGAGUUCACCAAUACAUGCACUGCAGACAGUGAAAUUGAAGCUGCUUAUGCAGAUGUGGCAAGACGACUUUCAAGAUCCUAAAUCAAUGAGGGGUCAUGGCAAAUGAGUGCUGAUGACAAAAGACUACUUUCAUUUGCCUUGCUUUUUAAACCUAAAUUCAUCCAUUAGCACCAUAAGGUUUCAUUUGUGUUCAUUUUAGUUGGUUUUAUGCUUGUAAAUAACAAACAUGUUUAAUUACUCAUGAUCUUUUUUCUCUCUCCCCCCCCCCCCCCCCCCCACAUUAAUCAAUGCCCAAUGUCUUUUGUUUGGAGCUUAUUGCUUGUCAUUAGGAUUGUAUGUGGCCUUAUUAAGAACUUCAAAUAAGUAGGCUUUUUCAUGGUACCAAACUGGAAUCAUCUUUCUUUUGGGAUUUCACAAGUGCUGCAAGUUCUAACAAUAUUCCCAGCUAUUGUUAGAGAAAAAUAAAAUGGAAUUACAAGGGUGAUUGAGUUUAAAGCAUAGAACUCAACUUGUCAGUCAUUUGUGAAGGCUGGUUGAGGAACUAAAUUAGGAUUCUUUACCCAGUUAGUCCACACUAAUCACUAAAGCUUCAGCUUCAAGCAAGCAAUAUUAAAGUUUUGUUAUUUUACUUCCAAUUGAUUGUAGCUUUCUUUUCUGAUAUCCUGGAGGUCAAUCAGAAUACCAUUAAUUCUUGCUUUAUUUGUUACUGAGAGCCAAUCUAUCUCAAAUCAGAUAUGAAAAGUUCUUGGACACACAAAACCAAACUAUUCAGUUAUGCUUUUGUGCAAAGUUGCUGUUUCAUAAUAGGAGUACUGUACUUCAUCUACAUUGUCAACAUUGUUAUUUGGGUCUGGUUUCUCAUACGUAGGUGACCCAUAUACUUUGUUCUUUAUUUUGCAUUGUUCAUUUGACUUUCAAGGAUAGAGUUAAAGCAACUUUGAGAACCGACUUUACUUAAAAUAGAAAGUAAAUUCAUAAGCAGUCAGAACCUCUUAUUUAUUAACAAAAGAUCGAGAUUUUCAGAGAAUGCCUAAGGAUGGUGUUUUGCAAAGGAAAAAUACUUUGCAUACUUUUGCAUAGUUUAUUUUAAGAAAUUGAGAUCCCGUGAAAAUAAUUCACACUAGAAAUGGAAUGUUUUGCAGGUAAAAAUAUGCAGAACUGAAGCUCAAACAUUUGAUAUAAAUGUAUGGGUUCACAUUGUGCAUGGUAUUAAUAUUGAAUGUGAUGAUUUGUUUGAAAAUUUUGUCCACCAUUUUACUAAAAGGACAGAAAAAUGCUGCAAUCUGGAGCAAUUAUCACAUCAUAUUUUCUUAUCGUUGACUGACAGUGGCAUUGUGACCCCUUAUGACCUUGAAAGAGGCAGACAAAAAUGUACAAAUGCUAAAAUUUCAGAAGUUUGGGCAAGCUGCCUUAUCUCAUUUACCAGGAGAAAUAUAAGCAGCUGAUUAGAAGUUAAUGCAAGCACAUGAAUACAAUAUAGGUACUACAGUGUAUCCCCGCAUUACAGUAAUUUGGGUCACGGAAAUUUGCUCUUAAGGAAUUCACAGAUCAGUACUAAAAAUUUGAUAAAUGGAAUAUAAAUUCACUCCUACAGAAUUAAUGUAAGGAAAAAAAACAAAAAAUUCAAAAGAAGCCACGAAUUUUAUCAAUUUUUGUCAGGGGUUUGCAUUAUGGAAAAUUGCAAUAUGGAUGGUUUUCUAGAAAUGCAACCCUUCUGCAAUGUAGGGUUGUACUUCAAGUUUGUGGAAUAAAAAUAAAGAUAUUUCUUCAUCAGAAAAGUGAAAUAUAGAUGGUUAAAUUGCGCCCUCUGGUGUUGCUUCUAAAAUAUUGACAAAAGUUUUGUUUGAGGACUGAAUCAACUGUAAUUAGUUGAACUUGUUUGAAGUUUUGAACUUUUAUUGGGACAAAGUGUUGAAACUGAGUUUUAUAUCCAAGCAAGAGAAAAUACAUCUAAUUACUGGUAGAUGGGCCAAGCAAUACUGUCUUUUGACUCGACGAAAUGUAAAUUAGAGUGAGUAAAUCCAAUGUCACAAUGAGUACCAAAAGAGUCAUCAGAGACUGCAUUUUGUUUACCCCCACACAAAAGGAGACGUUUAUGGUUGAUGAGUUGGCAGCAUUGGUCAUCCCAAGAGCCAUCCUGUGGCCCUUUUUUUUUUGUUGGUUCAGCAGAUGGAAAUAAGGAAGAUAGCAGUUUUAGCUGACUGGCACAAGUAUACUUUGCCCCUUGCAAAUUCUUCCUGAUAUCAACAGAGAGUACAGAAGUUCUUUGGUUUAAAAAAAAUAGGGAAGAAAUUAAAUUCCAUUUUACUGUAAGUCACUAAAGAUAGAAACAUUGUACCUGCCAUUUUAUUUUUACAAUAUUUUUAAUUGCUUCCUGAGAGAUGGCUGAGACGUUGUUUAAUCAGCUCAAGUUAAAAGUUUCUUCAAUUUUUCAAAUGUGCAACAGUUAUUUUUUCUAUUAUUUAAUAAAUGUUUAAUUUCAUAUUAAUUAAGCAGGGUGGAUUCCAUUGAGAACUAAUUGCAAUUAAUUAAUCACUGAGCAUUAUACUUUUUCUGGACACUUUUAGACAAAAAUACAUUCUUCAGGUAAUGUUGAACUGUCACCAAAUGAAAGCUGAAGGAAUCUCUUUUGGGUACAGAUGUUUUCCUAUUUGCAGUACUAGGAAUCUCCUGUUACUUGGGAAUACAGAAGAGUAACUGUAAGGAAGUCUGGGGGUAGACACCCAAAAUACAAGGCUGGAAUUUCCUAAAUCAGGUUACUUCCUGGACCAUCCUCCCCCACAAAGAUUUCUGUCUGCAAGAUCAUCAUAAUGACUUCAGGCCAUCUCCAGCUUUAAACAUGUAGGAUAGCUUCAUCCCCAGGAUCGUAGUAGGUUAGCAAAGCCAUUAAAAGAAGUGUUUGAAGCAAGUAUUUCAUUGUAUUACCUUGUGUAACAUAAACCUCUAAUCUGUUAGCAACUGAGAGGCAAGGGAUUGCUGCUGGUGGAUAAUCAAAACUGGUAAUAUCAUAACAUAGAAAUAAAUAUGUAUUUAAUAAAUAUCAUCUAACUGUUCAGUAACCCAACAAUGAAGAGUACAAACUGCAACAGAAAAUCUUUCACUCACUUUAGUGUGCCUUAUAUAUAUGCAGCAGCGUCUACUCUUGUGGGCAGCUGCUAUAAACAGUGCAAGCUCAUGGCUCACUGUUUUCAUUAUAACACAAAGAGGAAGGCAGGCAACUCUGGUGAUGGGAAAAUGUUACUUAUUGGACUUCCACUUUUCUAUGACAAUGAAUGUAGCUUCAGCAGGUUGAUGCUAAGAUUGAGAACCUAUUGUAAGGCUAUUUCUCUUUUGAAAGUUGAAGAAUGAUUUGGAUGCUUUUAAAACAGUGAAAGGUUUUGAUUAAGCAAAGGCAAUUUCCUCUGGUUGAGGAGUCCCCCAAAAAGAUCAUCAACUUAAAACUCCUACCAAGAAAAUGAGCAGAAAGAUUAGGAGAAAUUUCUUUCCAAUGGGAAUUGUUUAGGAUGUGAAUAUUUGCCACGGAAAGUCAUUGUAGAUGUUGUACUGUCAAAAAUGGAGAAGAAGAUAAGUUUUAAAGUACGAUUUAAUGGGGAGGGAGUGAGGAACAGGGUUGGGGUUAUUCAAGCAAAGGAUACGAGGGGUUUAAUGGCUGCCAUCUCUACAGGAAAUUUAUAUGGUUCUCUAAGUUAUCAAUUGUAAGACAUUUACCUGACCCUUGUCACUGGUAUGUGUCCUGUGCAACUUCCAUAUGAUACACAAAUUACAUUUUUUUUUAGUGUAUUGAGACUGAAAAUGCAAACCAUUUAGUUUUGGAAUAAAAAUCAGAAAAGGCCACUCAAAUUUAAUUAGCUAAAAAAAAUGAUGACGUGAUCCUUUGCAUUAGGAGCUAAGCGUGUAACUCAUCUUAAUUUACACUGAAUUAAGUGAUAUUCACAAGCAUAGUUGCGAUGAAAGCCUUUUUUGUUUCUUGUUGACUACAGAAUUAGUAUUUUUCAUAACUGGAAAUUUUUAAGUGAUUAUAAACAGUGAAGGUCUCUCAAUUUACAGCAAAACAUAGACUUCACUGAAAAGUUGGCCAUUGUUGUUAGCUUGAGAUGUGCACAUGUGUUUUUGUGUACAAGUAUAUGGCUUCAUAGUAAGACUGUUUGAGAAUCUUAACCACAGAAUGUACAAUGAAGAAACCACUAGAUAAAGCUAGAUGCUGAAGUGAUUUAAUUUUUUGCUCUGAUUAUUUGCACUGGUUAGAUAAUUGUGCCCCAGUCUCGACUGGCAGCUGCUAAAGAAAUAAAAUUGUAUAUUUUCACAACAUUAA